Molecule: messenger RNA, 5820 nt
Organism: Syngnathoides biaculeatus (alligator pipefish)
Lineage: Eukaryota; Metazoa; Chordata; Actinopteri; Syngnathiformes; Syngnathidae
Gene: ssh1a
Product: slingshot protein phosphatase 1a
Exons: 15
Coding region: 110-3253 (1047 amino acids)
Biological process (GO): actin cytoskeleton organization; negative regulation of actin filament polymerization; protein dephosphorylation
Cellular component (GO): cytoplasm
Molecular function (GO): actin binding; protein tyrosine/serine/threonine phosphatase activity
Source: RefSeq, a predicted model, not a curated record
CCAUCUGUUCAUUCACCAGGCGCCAGGCUGAUCGCUAGCCGGCCAGCUAGCACUAGCAGUGCAGCUCAGCAGGCCACAACGGCCGCCGGUGCGUCUUCAGCUUCCAGCCAUGGCGUUAGUCACCCUGCAGCGGUCCCCGACCCCCAGCGCCGCGUCCACCGCCAGCAACGCGACCACCACCGCGGGCGAGGAUUUUGGGAGCGAAGAUGAACGGCGGAUAAAUCAAAGCCUGAGUGAGAGCUUCUUUAUGGUGAAGGGCGCUGCGCUCUUCCUACAGCAAGGGAGCUCUCAGCAGGGCCAGAAAGUGCAUCCUCAUCAUAAACAUGCAGGGGACUUACCUCAACACCUACAGGUGAUGAUAAAUAUUCUUCGCUCAGAGGACCGAAUCAAACUGGCCGUGCGGCUGGAGAGUGCAUGGUUAGAUCGUGUCCGAUACAUGGUGGUUGUGUACACCAGUGGACGGCAGGACACAGAGGAGAACAUCCUGCUGGGAAUCGACUUUACUAACAAAGACUGCAAAAGCUGCUCGAUUGGCAUGGUGUUGCCUCUAUGGAGUGACAGUAAAAUCCAUCUGGAUGGAGAUGGGGGCUUUACUGUGAACACGGCAGGGCGGACUCAUGUCUUCAAGCCUGUGUCAGUGCAGGCGAUGUGGUCAGCUCUUCAGGUGCUCCACAAAGCCUGCGAGGUGUCCCGCAGAUACAACUAUUUCCCCGGGGGCAUGGCCCUCACUUGGAUGGGUUACUACGAAAGCUGCAUUGCUUCGGAGCAGAGUUGCAUCAAUGAAUGGAAUACCAUGAAGGACUUGGAAUCCACACGUCCAGACUCGCCCACUAUGUUUGUCGACAAGCCUUCAGAGAGAGAGAGGACCGAGUGCCUUAUAAGAGCCAAACUCCGAAGCAUCAUGACAUGCCAGGAUCUUGAGAAUGUCACAUGCAAACAGAUCCGCACUGAGUUGGAGCAGCACAUGAGCUGCAACCUGAAGGAAUUCAAAGAGUUCAUCGACAACGAGAUGCUGUUGAUUUUGGGCCAGAUGGACAAAGCUACACUCAUUUUUGACCACGUCUACCUGGGCUCGGAGUGGAAUGCAUCAAAUUUGGAAGAACUGCAAGAGACAGGAGUGGGAUACAUCCUUAAUGUUACCAGGGAGAUAGACAACUUUUUUCCAGGGACAUUCAGUUAUCACAACAUACGCGUGUAUGACGAAGAGGCCACCGACCUGCUGGCUCACUGGAACGAUACGUACAACUUCAUUGUGAAAGCAAAAAAAAACUACUCCAAGUGUCUCGUUCAUUGCAAGAUGGGCGUCAGCCGAUCUGCCUCCACCGUCAUUGCGUAUGCCAUGAAAGAGUACGGCUGGUCGCUGGAGAAGGCGUACAACUUCGUCAAGGAAAAGAGGAGCAUCACCCGACCGAACCCAAGUUUCAUGAGACAGCUGGCAGAGUACGAGGGCAUCCUUGACGCGAGCAAACAGCGUCACAACAAGCUGUGGCAUCCAGGCGCCGACUGUGAGAUGGCCGAGGGCCAGCAGGUUUUGGCCCAGUACUGCGGCGAGGAAGAAGGAGACCACCUGACGCCAGAGCCGACCAUGUCUCCCUGCUGUGAAGAUAUGCUGCCCGAUAGAGGUGCCGCGUGCCCCUCCCCUUGCCGAAAAGUGGCGCUGGAGAUCGACCCCGCCUACAACAACUAUUAUUUCCGGAGGCUGUCUGACUCUGCGCUGGACAGCGAGCCCUCGACACCGGUACGCGGCCCUCCGCUUCUUGGCAUGGAGAAAGUCUUCAUCGAAAUUGAGGACGUGGAGCGAGACGCUCUCCUGGACGACGAGGCCUUCGAUGGCCGGGAGGGCCUGGGGCUUCCCCAUUUCGGGUCUACGGCGAAGGGCACCGCAGCCCAGACCUGCAAUCGCGGCCCGGAGCCCCUGGAGGAGCUGCGCCUGCGACUGGAGUUUAGCACUGUGGAGGAAGAGGAUGAAGAAGACGUGCAAAAGGAGGAAGCGGACAUGGAGGUGCUGAUGCAGCCAGAUGACGGAGGGGGCGGGGACGGAGGUGGCGGCGCGGAGGAAACGCAGGACGUGGAGGUCGAAGGCGACGCGGACGGCAACGGAAUGGACCUGGCAACUCUGAAUGAAAAUUCCAACAACAACAACUGUUUUACCUCUCACCAGAACUUUAAUGGAAAAGCUGCCCCUCUGGCUGCUGACGUGUCUUUAUUUUCGCAGAGGGAUUGUGAUUCCAAGCGGAAGGACAUUACGACCACCUUUGUUUCAGACCCUUGCCUUAAGCUCAGUCCUCUUGAAGUCCCAAGUGCUCCGUUUCUGCCACCCCAGACCUCUUCUGAAGACCUCCAGUGUUCAACGUUGUCCCUGUCCAACUGUGCCAACAGCGCUUCCUUCGCCUCUCCGGCUCUCCCCGAUUUAGCGCAGCAGCUGCCAGUGGACUCCCUUCACGUUUUAGGGGUGCAGGACUGUGGUGAUAUGUUGCGUGUGAAUAUAGAAUGUGAAAAUCGGCUGUCUGUAACCUCUCCGGAGGCUCUCCCCGAGCUGCUGUCGAUGGAGUUUCAAAGAGGUAGCCCCGCCACGGCUUGCUGCCUAAACCGGCAGGAGACCUUUGUGGAACUGCAGAGGUCAGGUGUGGUGCGCCGCCACGCGGAGAGACUGGAGAGACUUUCAGGUUUGGCCCAAGAGAGAAUGCAUUCCUUGAAGCCUUUGCACGAAUGUCAAGUGUCCAAGAAGAACUUUCAACACAAAGAGGAAGAGAAUGAGUUCCCCGGAUUUAGGGACUUGAUGAAAUCCUCUACACCGUGCCAAGUAAGGUUAGAGCCCCUGGUCGUUCCGCUCACCAACGAAGCCUUGUUGGGGGUGGUGGGGUCGGGGAUGCUCACGCCCACCUCCUCGCCUCACGGCACCACCCUGACACGCAGCUCCAGCAGCGACAGCCUGCGCAGCGUGAGAGGAAAGCCCGGCCUGGUACGUCAGAGGGCGCAGGAGAUUGAGACACGGAUGCGUCUGGCGGGCCUCACCGUGUCGUCCAGGCUCAAGCGGUCCAACUCGCUGGCCAAGUUGGACAGCCUCAAUCUCUCUUCCGAGGACCUGUGCUCCGCCUGCUCUUCGGAUGCAGGAACGCUCCUGCUUCUCUCGCUGUCCCCGGAGCCGGCUCCCGGGAUGGAAUGGGAGUCCCGUGCCGCCCCCGCUCAAUCCCGACCCUGCAAGGACCCGCACAGUCCAGAGAGAGCUCUAGCGGGGCAGCCUAUAAGCUGACACGCACGGUGGUACUCCACGUCCCCCUCAUCAUCACCACGUAGCGCUGUAGUGUUCACAGACAAAAAAAUAUAUCGACAAAGUAUUCACUUAUUUGCCACAUCGUUUGUCAAUCUGCUUUGACGGUGGAAGUCAUAUUGCUGUAUCUGACAAGGAAAGCCAUCGGCUCACCUCUGACUUGGUUGGGAUGAACAAGUGCCUUACGUCUGAGACCAGAGAGGCACAACGUUUGAGGCAGAAGGAUAAGAGGAUAAGAACCUUUAACCCAUACCCCAUCCAUACAUUGAAGAAAAUAAGUAUUUGAACACCCUGCUAUAUUGCAAGUUCACUUAGAAAUCAUGGAGGCCUCUAAAAUUGUGUGAUACAGCUUCAAAUAAGUAUUUGAACACCUGAGAAAACCAAUGUUAAUGCUUGGUACAGUGGCCUUUGUUUGCAAUUACAGAGGUUAAACGUUUCCUGUAGUUGUUCACCAGGUUUGCACACACAGCAGGAGGAGUUUUGGCCAAGUCCUCCACACAGAUCUUCUCUACAUCUGACAGGUUUCUGGGCUGUUGCUGAGAAACAGGGAGUUUCAGCUCCCUCCAAAGAUUUUCCAUUGGGUUUAGGUCUGGAGACUGGCUCGGCCACGCCAGAACCUUGAUAUGCUGCAUACGGAGCCACUCCUUGGUUUUCCUGGCUGUGUGCUUCGGGUCAUCGUCAUGUUGAAAGACCCAGCCACGACCCAUCUUCAAUGCUCUGACUGAGGGAAAGAGGUUUGUUCCCCAAAAUCUCACAAUACAUGGGCGCCGUCAUCCUCUCCUUAAUACAGUGCAGCCGUCCUGUCCCAAGUCCAGAAAAACACCCCCAAAGCAUGAUGCUACCAUUUCCAUGCUUCACAGUAGGGAUGGUGUUCUUGGGAUGGAACUCAAUCAUUUGUCUUCCUCCAAACACGUUUAGUGGAAUUAUGACCGAAAAGUUCCAUUUUGGUCUCAUCUGACCAUAAAACCUUUUCCCAUGACUCCUCAGUAUCAUCCAAAUGGUCAUUGGCAUGGGGCUCUACUCCGAUUGAGAUCGAGGUAAUGUUUAGCAUCAUCCAUUUUCUAAUGACUGCUCCAACAGUGGAACUUUUUUCACCAAGCAGCUUGGCAAUUUCUCCAUAGCCCUUUCCAGCUGUGUGGAGUUGUACAAUUUUGUCCCUGGCGUCUUUGGACAGCUCUUUGGUGUUGGCCGUGUUACAAGUUUGAGUCGUACUCAUUGUAUGGGGUGGACAGGUGUCUUUAUGCAGCUAGUGGCCUUACACAGGUGCAUCUGAUUCAGGAUAAUACUUGGAGUGGAGGUGGACUUUUAAAGGCGGACUAACAGGUCUUUGAGGGUCAGAAUUCUAGCUGAUAAAACAGGUGUUCAAAUACUUAUUUGCAGCUGUAUCACACAAAUCGUUAAAAAAAUCAAACAUUGUGAUUUCUAGAUUUUCUCUCUCACAGUGGACAAGGACCUACGAUGAAAAUUUCAGGCCCCUCCAUGAUUUCUAAGUGGGAGAACUUGCAAUAUAGCAGGGCGUUCAAAUACUUAUUUUCUUCACUGUAGUUUCUGGUAUGUACUGAAAAACGGUACUGUGCCCAUCUGCAAUUUUUUUUUUUUUUUUUUGGGGGGGGGGGGGUUGUUUUUGUUUCCAGUUCGGUACAAAGACGUUGCGACUCAAAAGACCUUUUUCCAGUCAGAAAGCAUUGUUAUCGAAAGUGUUCAUAAUUGUAGUUGUUUACUACACUGUCAUUUGUUUUGGAUGCCAUAGGCCUUCAUGUGGAAUUCAUGGAGCGCCCUUUCUCGCUGAAGUAGGUGGAAUUGACGCGCGACGACGCACCAUCUUGAAUGAAUGAAUGAAUGAGUGAGUGAGUGAAAGGAAAAGUUUUCAACAAAUGUCAGAAUAAUUUCUGAGGAUGUUGUUCCUUUGCACUGCUGUUGUUGUUUUUUAAAUUAUGUAUAAUGGUACACAACAAGCUAUCUUCCAAAAUAACAAUGUUACCCCCAAUCAUUCCCUUCAGUGAACUUUUGCAAAAACGGGGAGCCAGUCACGCCGUGCGCAUUUGAAGUCUGUGGAUAAUAACACGGAUCAAGGAAUUCAUAUCAAAAAAUGUCUUUUCCCUUGUAGUUCUGUGAAGAUGUUUGACAAGCUGUAAAUGGGGGAAAAACGUCAUCCGAGAGGAUCGCCAAUAUUACGGUCGUUAUUUUUGAAAUGUGAAAAAAAAAAAAAAACAACCAAAGCUCCGUGGCUGUCUCAUCAAAUGGGAGCUGUACAAUAGAGUCGUCGUGUCAAUCAAGUCUUGAAACGUCACUGCUGUUCAUCAUUUUUGCACAUCCGGGAGAAACAAGAAGAGAAAACUUGAGGGAGUUGUCGGCCUUGUUGCCGUCGGGCUUUUACGCUCAUAUUCACUAUUUAAAACUACGAUCACGAUGGGUUACGUCAUUUUUUUGGUAACCAUGAUUUUUUUUUUUUAUACUUAUGCAGUAACUUUUUGUACUGUAUGUCUCUGUAGUUAAAAUGCAUAUUGCACUUUUUAUGUUCAUGUACUGUAUGUGUUAUGAAAAUAAAG